Molecule: messenger RNA, 180 nt
Organism: Babesia bigemina
Lineage: Eukaryota; Apicomplexa; Aconoidasida; Piroplasmida; Babesiidae
Exons: 1
Coding region: 1-180 (59 amino acids)
Source: RefSeq, a predicted model, not a curated record
AUGAUCAGUCACAUGAGCAGUGAGGUGACCAUUACCCCCGCCGUCCUUCCCAUCAUCAUCGUCCCCGCCUCCCUCAUCAUCCUCGUCAUCCGCUUCAUGACCAUCUUCCGCAUUCGGCCGUUCCACAAGGUCCGCAAUUUCUGCGCCCCCAAGAUGAACGGUUUGCAUAGCGAUCAUUAA